AUAUAUUGACAAAGUAGGAAGUAGAGAGAGAGAGAGAGAGAGAGAGUGUGUGAAGUGUGAGUGAAUGAAGGAAUGAGUGAUGUGAAUUGGGAAAUAGGAAUUGGGAAUUGAAAUGGGUGACUUGUAUUGCCCGGAGUGUAAGAGGGGUACGGAGGUGGUGUUCGAUCACUCAGCAGGGGACACAGUGUGCUCGGAGUGUGGGCUAGUGCUGGAGUCUCACUCCAUCGACGAGACCUCCGAGUGGCGUACCUUCGCCAACGAGAGCGGCGACAACGACCCCGUCCGUGUCGGCGGCCCCACCAACCCCCUCCUCGCCGACGGCGGACUCUCCACCGUCAUCUCUAAGCCCAAUGGCUCCACCGGCGACUUCCUCUCCUCCUCCUUGGGCCGCUGGCAGAACCGCGGUUCCAACCCCGAUCGCUCCCUCAUUCAAGCCUUCAAAGCCAUCGCCACCAUGUCCGACAGGUUGGGACUUGUUGCAACAAUAAAGGAUCGAGCAAAUGAGAUAUAUAAAAAGGUAGAAGAUCAAAAGCCUCUUAGAGGACGAAAUCAAGAUGCGAUUUUGGCUGCUUGCCUCUACAUUGCUUGUCGGCAAGAAGAUAAACCCCGCACUGUGAAAGAAAUAUGUUCGGUUGCCAAUGGAGCCACAAAGAAGGAGAUCGGCCGUGCAAAGGAGUUUAUUGUCAAACAAUUGGAGGUAGAGAUGGGACAAUCCAUGGAAAUGGGAACUAUUCAUGCUGGUGACUUCUUGAGACGUUUCUGUUCCCAUCUUGGCAUGACCAAUCAAGCGGUUAAGGCUGCACAGGAAGCUGUUCAGAAAUCUGAAGAGCUUGAUAUAAGGAGAAGCCCAAUAUCCAUAGCUGCAGCUGUUAUAUACAUCAUAACUCAAUUAUCAGACGACAAAAAGCUUCUCAAAGAUAUUUCACUUGCUACGGGUGUGGCUGAAGGGACUAUACGGAAUUCUUACAAGGAUUUGUAUCCAUAUGCUUCAAGACUAAUACCAAGCUGGUAUGCAAAAGAGGAAGACAUCGGGAAUCUCUGCAGCCCUUGAAACCUUUUCAAUUAGGCAGUUGCACCGGAUUAGAGCAAUCUACAUGUUUAGUACUGUUGUUCCUCUAGAGAUGGGGGAAUUUGUUAAUUAUUUGUAGUAUUAGUUUUUUAUUUUACUUUAACUAAGUGAGAGUGACCUUCCUAGUAAAAUGAAUCUACUUCUAAUUGUAACCAGUGUUGUCAAUCCGGUACAGUCUGAGUGUACCAAUUUGAGAGAAAAACGGAACAGUAGAACCACAAUUCCAACUUACUGGCCUGCUCCGGCCAAUCUCGUCAAUUUCGGUAAAUUCCGCCCA
Molecule: messenger RNA, 1346 nt
Organism: Camellia sinensis
Lineage: Eukaryota; Viridiplantae; Streptophyta; Magnoliopsida; Ericales; Theaceae
Product: transcription initiation factor IIB
Biological process (GO): DNA-templated transcription initiation; transcription preinitiation complex assembly
Cellular component (GO): nucleus; transcription preinitiation complex
Molecular function (GO): TBP-class protein binding
Source: RefSeq, a predicted model, not a curated record